UUUUAAUACUCUUCUUACUAAUGAAUUUAAAGAAGACUAAUAAAUAUAUUCAAUUGAUACCAAAUUAGUUAUGAAGUUGUAAGUUUUUUUUCAUCCUUCAUCAUGAUCAAGAUUAAAAAUUGAUAGUCAUUGAUAAGAUAAUUCAAAUAAUGACAAUGAAGAAUAUCCAUAUAAAAGAAGAUAAGAGUUGCGAGUUAUUGGUCAAGUUGAUUGUUCAAACAUGAAUCGGUGUAUAUUUAUUUUUGGGAGUAUCUGCUGUUUCACACUUAUUGGAGGACAAAUUAAUAAACCUGAUUCAAGAGCGUAUUGUUUUAAUUUUACUUGGCUGGGUCCUAGCUACAGUAAUAGUUCAUCAGUGAAUUUUGCUUGUCCUGAAUCAGAAAAAAUUCCAUGCAUACAACCUUUUGUUGUUACAACUAAUUCGCAAGUUCCAAAUACAACUUCGAUGUGGGAGAAAAGAGAUGAAUAUAAUAUUUCAAUAAUUUGCCCUUUAGUAUCUGGAACUUGUAUAAAAUAUAGUUAUAUCUAUGAUAAUACAGUAUUGAAUACGACAUAUUUUUGUGGAAAAAUGACAGAAGAUCAAACUAAUCCUGUAACUACUGGUUGUUAUACGCACACGGUGAAUGGUUAUACUAUUGAAGCUUGUGCCUGUAAAUCAUUCGGAGAUGGUCCACCUUGUAACUCAUCUCCAUCGACCUAUUUACCAUCACCGUUUAUAUUUCUCAUUAUGAUUUUCACCAUUUAUCAAGCAUUGUAGACCUUUUCUUAGGAAAUUAAAUUUUUUAUAAAAAAUUAUGAAAAUUCUAUUCAGUUUAUAAUUCAACUUUGCUAUUAGUUAUUGAA
This is a messenger RNA of Chelonus insularis, 843 nucleotides long. RefSeq lists its product as uncharacterized. The record is from RefSeq and is a predicted model, not a curated record. Lineage: Eukaryota; Metazoa; Arthropoda; Insecta; Hymenoptera; Braconidae. The transcript is spliced from 5 exons. Bases 221 to 757 code for a protein of 178 amino acids.